UGCUUAUUUGCACUUUCGUGUGGUCUGGCUUCAAAAACGAUCCCUUUUCGAAACUGCAAAAGUGUUUAGUGUCAAUAAUUUAUUGAAGUGCACUUGAGACGAUCACAGACAAUGAUAUAAAAGGGGCGUUACCAUGAGGUGCCUUGUUACCCUUAAAGUCCCGAAGAGCUGAAGACAAAGAAAAAAGGUCAGUGAAGGUGUGGGAGAAUAGCAAUCGACCAAGAUGGCACCAAGGGCUCUACUAUGCGUAGCUCUAGUAGCGUUAAUUCUUGGGAAUCCCGCGGAAGCUAGGAUAUCUUCAAAGAGACUCAUGGAAUUAUCCGAGAAGGCAUUAUAUUUAAUUUCGAUGCAGGACACUGUGCUCGCGAUCAAGGCACGGGCAAACUCCAUCCGAGCCUACAACCACAUGAAGCAGGGCGAAAAAGAGGAAGCUCAAAUGAGUAUGUACAGAGCGAUGUUUGGCCUUGCGGUAGUGAACGGCGCUGGCGGCCUUGUCGUACAAAAUCCUAUGACUAUCGCCUUUGUAAAUCAGAUGAAGAAGAGGUCUGAGUUUAAGGCCGCCAUGGCCGCGUGGAAUAAGUACAACAACGUCAUUCAAGAUGAUAUAUACAGGGGCUUGAUUACCCAAGACGAGUUCUUGACAAAGACAACGAAGCUCAAGCAACAGACGAUUGACACAUUAAAGACAGUGGUCCAAGGUCUCCCAGAGACUGAUGAAGUAGUGAAAACUUUACGCCGAGCAUCCAAGUGGGCGAAGGUCGUGAAGUAUAUAGAUUUCCUUGGGCCGUGGUUUGACGGCAUAAGUCUUGUGUUGGACAGUUGGGAUUUAUAUGACGCUAUCAAGGAAAACAACACACCCGGAAUUGUGUCCGCUAGCCUUGGAAUAGCAUCCAGUCUCGUAGGCCUCGCGACGUUGGGCGCCGUAGCACUUGGUUUUCUAACCGGUGGAGUAGCUAUCUUUGCUCUUGGCGCUCUGAGUGCUUGCCUUGGUCUGGCAGGGACCCUGGUUGAAAUAGCGUACCAAGAGCCUUGUUGUCACCUAGAAGUGAAAAUAGACCCUCUGGCUCAACUAAGAGAAGCUGGAAUGGACGAGUUGGAACAUUCCAGGAAAUACCUAGAAAGGUUCCCAGAAGUGUUUAAGCGUCACGAGUUCUACGAAAGCAACCCAGCUAAUAUGCAAGUGAGAGAGGCCGUUCAAGCGGGAGGAGAACCCCUCCGGAUGACACGUGGCUGGUACUAUGACCUUAAUCAUGAUAGAGGCACAUACAUAAAAACAGGGGGUCUCCGAGAAGAUGACUUCCAGGGGUACGUUCUGGUUAAGGAGCCCUAUAGUGGACGUGGCGCCAUGGUGGUUCUUGACACAAAACUUGUGCGGGAUUCUCGGUACAAGCUUAGGGGUGCUAACAUACAGACAUAUGCAGACAGAGAUAUAGAUGUCAAGGAUGCCGACUUCGUGUCGAUUGGAGACUUCUGGGAACUUGAAGCUGGGGAGAAAUUGAUAGUAAAAACAGGUCAUGGAAAUGAUACCAUCCACAUCAACGGUCCCAUUGGACAACCUACAAGCGACUUUGGAGAAGAUACCCUGGACGUAGAUACAGGUGCCCGGCACCCUUUUCCCGAGACCUUGAAUACUCUGUCGUUUUCAAACCUUGCGAAAGGCAGACAGUAUUUUAUUAAGGAAGGAUAUUUAUACAAACUGCAUCAUAUUAAGGGGGCAUACUACAGCGCCCGGACAGCACAAGUCGGUCUUUGGUAUAAGCCUGACAGGCCUGAUUUGCCUGUUACUCUCCACAAGUUUGGUAAAAUAAAGCCGAUCAAUUUGGUCAUCGGGAGCUCCUAUAAUGACGUUAUCGAGAUGAGCGGGGCAGCCUUCUACGUGGAACAGACAGAAGGAAUAAACAAGUACAUUAUGCAAGCAGUAACAGCAGCGUACUAUGAAUUCUACGAAAUCGUCGAUUCAUCCGAGAGCUACAGACUUUCAGGCCAACAGCCCGAGCUUGUAGUCUGCUCCUCUGAGAGGAUUACCAUAAAUAACUUUGAGUGGACCGAUGAACAGAUCCUGAAUUUCAGAGUUUCUUCCUACUUCAAGACAGUAAUGCGAUCUAUCCGCUUCCAGUUUCUCACAGAACCAAAAGUGUCCAUUUACUAUUCGCGUGAUUUCGACAGCUGUGUCGACAAUCUUAAAAGCGCUCCUGAAAAGACCUUCGACUUGACUCUGGCCAAGCAGGUCGAUAUUUCAAAUAACGUCGACACAGUAGCCUUUAAUUUCAAAAACGUGGGAUAUGGAAGUUGGCACGAUGAUACGAUGCGCUUCCUCAAACCUGAUGCAUCCAGCGCAGGUCAAAAUGGUCUGUUGGUGAAUUUGCACGCUGGAAAUGACACAGUGAUUCUGACAAACGAUCUUAUGAGAACCAUCAUAGAUUCAGGAGCUGCGAUGGAACUGAAGGAAGAAGGCGGUAAAGACUGGAUGCAAAUCAGACAGGGCAACUCCAUUCCGGAUGGGUAUUAUUAUUUUAACUACAUUGUCGAGUUAGUAGACGUGGAGAUGAUCAUGAACGAGGAGAAAAGGGUACUAGUCGAUUUGAGAAAACCUGUUGAAGGCACCAUUGACUUGAAGGCGAGAUAUGAGAUGGCGAUGCCAUAAAUGGUUGGACCUUCUGAUCUCUAGCGGGCUAAUAUCAUCUGUUGAAGAAAUGAACACGUAUCAGGUUUUAUAACCCCAAAACGUAGGCAUUUCGACUGUAACCAAUAAGACUUAUAGCAACAAUAGAAAUAAAGUGCCCACUUAACAAAACUA
Nematostella vectensis (starlet sea anemone) is the source of this 2797-nucleotide messenger RNA. RefSeq lists its product as uncharacterized. Bases 224 to 2644 code for a protein of 806 amino acids. The record is from RefSeq and is a predicted model, not a curated record. The transcript has 10 exons. Lineage: Eukaryota; Metazoa; Cnidaria; Anthozoa; Actiniaria; Edwardsiidae.